This is a messenger RNA of Physcomitrium patens, 1284 nucleotides long. RefSeq lists its product as uncharacterized. The record is from RefSeq and is a predicted model, not a curated record. NCBI's taxonomy places the organism in Eukaryota, Viridiplantae, Streptophyta, Bryopsida, Funariales, Funariaceae.
AGAGAGUGGCCACGUGGAGAACCCAGAGAACGAGCCGAGCUGGCAAUGGUGACUCAGCAUCUCUAUGAUCCGAACACUUGUCUGUCAUUCAGCAUCUCCAGCACCCAGAAUGCGCAUCUUGGCUUUUCUUCUUUUCUAGUUGUUGUGAAAGCUCCACCGAGACCUCGAUUGUGCUUUUGCUCUGUUUCCCCCCCUCUCUCCCUCUCCCUUCUCCUUGUUAACUUGCCCCCACUCUGGGUUUCGUAAUCUGACGAAGACCCACAUCUUGAUUUCACGGUGUUUGGGGGGAGAUGGGUUACAAAGAUGGUGUCACCAGUGCGGUGGAUUCAGGAGAGGAGCGUCGGGCUGUGCCUCCCUAUCAAGGGGACGUAGAGGCGCCUCUGUUGCCUGCGGAGGCCGCGGGGUCCCCUCCCAUGCUAGAAAAUGCGCCGCGCACCACGGAGAAAAGCACACUGCUCUACAUCUGCGCUGUUUUGAGCCUCGUUACUGCAGUGGGUGCGUUGCUUUGUAUGGUGGUGAAUCUUGUCUCUCUCCUGCGGUCUUACGACUAUCGGGGUUUCGACUAUCGCGUCAGUGUGUUCAUUGGCAUCCUGCGAUUCUACGCAGUAGCUUUUGCUUUGCUGGUGGUCAUCGCUGAAACAGAGUGGGUACCCAUCUUCAGAUUUUGGAAGGUACUGGAGUACUGGGUAGGGCGCGGCACUCUCCAGAUCUUCGUGGCAGCUUUGACAAAGGUGCUGGCCCGAGCAAGCGGCGAGACGGGUGCAGAAAGCAUAUUGCACAAAAUAGCUAGCUGGUGGCUACUGGGAUGUGGAAUCGUCUACAUUGUUGCUGGAUUAUUGUGUCUCGGAGCCGUGAAACGCAGUUACAUGCACAAAGAUAAUUGGCGAGAACAAGCACAAAGAGACCUAGAGGAGGUACAUAGACGCCGGGCAGAAUUGGAAGCUCAACUUGAAAGAGGGCAUUAAGUUUCACAAACCUUUGCGACGUAUUUAGGAGUUUAUUCACCAUUGGAACGAAAGGAACAAGUUUUUUUCGUGGUUUCACUUUGAGUGGCAUUAAGGACGAAGCUGAUAGUUUCAUGCCUCGACCAAACUUGUACAGUAGACAGCUGCAAACGGAAUGAAGCGGUCAACAUUGAUGCCGAGUAUGAUGUCCGGUGUAACUCUGUAGAGAUGCAGAGCCGCCGAAUUGUAACUUAAGGGUUGGAAAAACCUCGAAAUCAUAUGUAUAUUUUGCGGGAAACCAAUGCCAGUGCUAAAUAAUAAAAAACUAAUCAUCAAAAUC